Messenger RNA from Volvox carteri f. nagariensis, 3482 nucleotides. RefSeq lists its product as uncharacterized. The coding region runs from base 181 to 2202 and encodes 673 amino acids. Lineage: Eukaryota; Viridiplantae; Chlorophyta; Chlorophyceae; Chlamydomonadales; Volvocaceae. The transcript is spliced from 9 exons. The record is from RefSeq and is a predicted model, not a curated record.
CACCUAACACUCAAAAAGCUGCCGCCUGCUGGUAUAGAGAAACUCUCCCGCACGGAGCUCGAGGAUUUUAAUCUAUUCGCUGAGUAUAUCUGCGGUCCUGGAAAAGGUUCUUUCUAUGCCCUUACACCGGUCUUGAUACGCGCGUGGUCGCAGCGACCGCGGCCAACUUGAGGGACAAUCAUGAGAACAUCAGCAAUAUUCACCCUUCGGGCGUCAGUCCUCAUACUUACCUGCAUUAGCCACCUUGGUCUUAUAUCCCAGGCGACAUUUGAUGAAUCUAGCGGGACAGCGAAGGGAAGCUUACUGAUGCUCAUGUCGUCUAUUCAUGGCGGCCAAGACGCUUCGAAGUAUUACCUGCGACAAGAUGACGGACAAAUGUACAGCCUCUCCUUCUGCAGCGAGUUGGGUUCGCUCGGCCUGGCAUCCAAUCUUCGGGUUCAGGUGAAUUACAACCGCAUUGAGGAUGGCGUCAUGUACUCGUGCCAAAUUCCCGUUCCGCUGGAUGACGACUCGCCGUCGUCGACGCCGGUAUCGGCGUCGAAGCGGCGCGAGCUGUUUGGACCCACCAUCUCCACGCCCAAACGCCCCACCUUCCUCAUAUACAUCGUCACACUCUGCGGUUUCAGUCAACCGGCGGUGGCUACUGCCUCGAGAAUGCGGGAUUUCUUCUUCAGAAACAACUCGAUUUCUCUUUCGGGUUAUUACGACACAUGUUCGUACGGACAGAUCUCCGUGCUACCGGAGCAAGUGGAGAUUGUUACCGGGCUGGAAAUUCCUUGCAAUGGCACGUUGGACCUACCGUUCCGCUUCCCGACCGGCAAUAAGUUCGACACACGGAACUGUGAGAACGACAACUUGGUCAAGUGGCAGUACUACCUGGAUGACGUCGUAUCGGACAUGGGCAUCACCCCGACGGAUUUCCACCACAAGGUCAUUUACUUGCCCCCAACCUUCGUCGGAUAUAGAUGCAACAACUUCGCAGGCACAGCCUCCGUGGGCCCCUGGAUUAAAACUGACAGCAAAAUCAAUGAUUACGGCACGGGUCUCAUAUGGAUGGCCGGGGACGUGUUCCCGAACAUCGAGUACUUCUUUCACGAGGUUGGUCACACCCUGUCUAUGGCACACGCCACCAUCCCCAACGGCUGUGAUUUGAGAGACCAGUGCGACCACACCUGCCCCAUGGGGGCCACGGGCGGCCAAGGCAUCCGCUGCCUCAACGCGCCGCACAUGUGGCAGCUUGGCUGGAGUCAACCCAUGCGGCGCCUCACUGAGUCAGAUCUGCCGUACGGUGCCAGCCGAGAAAUCUUGAUCCCGAGGCAAAUGUCCACCAAGGACAGCUAUGUGGUCGUGUCGGGAGUCAGGGGCCUGGUGCCAACUGACGCCAUGUACUUCGCCGUCCGCAUGAAUGAGUACCCGUACGAAUUGCCAUUUGAGGUGAACAACAACAAGCCGUACAUCGUAGUGCAUUCGUACAACGGCACAUCGAUGGCGCCAUACGUGCAAACGGUGCUUCUGGGGGAGAUAUCCGUGAAUAACAGAUUUGUUCAUAACAGCUCAAACGUGGUCGUGAAGUUCACUGGCUGGGAUGCCGUCCGUGGUGCCACUGCGCGCUUCUGUCGCCGCUCGAGCACGCGAGAGCAGACCUGUGGCGAUGGCCUGGAUGACGACUGCGACUUCCUGCCGGACGAGCUGGACCCGGACUGUCCCGCCACCACCGCUGGCACGCAGCCCGCCACCGCCGCCAGCCCCAAGUCCGCCGCCACCGCCAGCCCCAAGUCCGCCGCCACCGCCAGCCCCAAGCCCGCCGCCUCCGCCAGCCCCAAGUCCGCCGCCUCCGCCAGCCCCAAGUCCGCCGCCUCCGCCAGCCCCAAGCCCGGCAAGGCCGCCACUGGCCCAGCGGCCACCGCCUCUGCCAUCACCAACAAGAGCCCUGCCUCCCCCACGAGCACCGCCGCCGCUAGCACGCAGCCCGCCACCGUCACCACAACCUCGCCCCAGUCCUACUCGGCCACUGUCGCCACCGUUCGCCAAAACGCAAAUUUCCGUGACAAUCUUCAAGCCGCCGUCUCCACCUCCAUUUUCUCCGUGGCGUACUGGGCGGCGCUUGCUAAGCACGCGAUAGGUGGCGGCGACUUUCAAACGGAGCGUUUGCUGGUUAUUGGUGUGGGGGGCUCUUCCAGCCUCCGCCCCAAGUACGUAUGAUGUAUGGUAUUAUGACCGGAAAGUAUGACGAUAUGUAGUCGUUUGUGCUUGGUAGAACUAAGUGCGAGCUCCAGAUUGAUCCAGAUUGGACGGCUUGGAGUUUGGAGUUUUUGGAAUACAGUUCGAUCAGACGCCUGGGCUGAUGCUACUAGUAUGGGCGGCUGCACAUCAUGUAGAUGAACCUGUUCAUUUUUGAUUUGUCGUCCUUCCAUCCAGAUAUUGCGAGAGUGCGCGCCAUCUUAUUCGCCAAUUUCUGCUGUUGCGUACGUUUUGGGUGCUUGUUUGCAGGCGCUCGUGUGCAUGCUAACAGUUUCAAGCAAAUUCAUCAUGUUUUUUGUGCAAUAGCACAGAUGGUUGCGUGGAUUAAUGUUGUGAUGGGGUUGGCCCUGAUGUUGCUGCUAUUUGUGAUGCAUGCAUAGAUGCAUUUGCGCGCUUAGGGCAUUAUUAAGGACGGUCAAGGGACGACGCACCUUAUUCAUAUGCGAGUGAGCUGCAGUUCAUAGGUCCGGCCCUCUGCGUGAUCUAUCUAACGUCAUUUAUCAGAGCCCACCCCAGGGGCACAACCCGGGCGGUUCAACUGGCCUUCGGCGACGACAGAGCUGCCAAAAAGAUAGGAUGCCAGGCCGGUAGUAAAUGCUUACAAAUGAGGCUAUUAGGGUAAAUCGUUCUUUUCAAUGAGCUGCGGUAAGCACCUCAUAUUCGCAGGCUUUUCCGUUAUUGCGAAGGCCUUGCGGCGGCGGCGGCGGUAUGGGAGUCGUUGUUGUCUUAUAGCUAGAACUAUUUCAGCGCACCGCGAUCAUGAUGAUUUUUGUUCGUCCUUGUUUGAGAGCGAGUAGUUAUCCGCGUGGCAUUUGUUAGAGAGGCAGUUAGAAUUUGUUUCAUUACGCCGAGUUCGUUGCUGCAAGUUCCGACGAUGUCCGUGGCGAGAACUCUAGGGAGGGAUCAUGUAGCUAAUUACAGGGCGCUAUAAAGAUGGAGCUAGUUAGUGGAUUGCAGCAAGCGGGCUGCCAUACACGGUGUAGCUAUAAUUUUGGGCUGCCCGGUGUGCGUAUGAUCGUAUGACGGAAAGCGGCGGCGGCGUGCGUGUCGACCCGCAAGUCUGUGUGGUUGUCACGGUGGGAUCCAGACUCGUGGAGAAUAGCCGAGGGUAGCCGAGCGUCCGAAUAAAAGGCCUGGCAGCCCCCCGGCAGGGCCUGCUGGCUGGGAAAUAAAAAGACGGAUAGAAAUCAGGACUUAAACUGCCGCAAGGUCGUAAUGCUUUGUAAAUUAUAACGUGAUUA